This is a messenger RNA of Plasmopara halstedii, 360 nucleotides long. Its product is annotated as Macrophage migration inhibitory factor. The coding region runs from base 1 to 360 and encodes 119 amino acids. Lineage: Eukaryota; Oomycota; Peronosporomycetes; Peronosporales; Peronosporaceae. The record is from RefSeq and is a predicted model, not a curated record. Gene Ontology annotation, molecular function: phenylpyruvate tautomerase activity. The transcript has 3 exons.
AUGCCGUACGUGAAGGUGACGAGCAAUGUAUCCUCCAGUAAUAUCGACAAGAAUAAAGCAAUGGCUGCAAUAUCAAAGGGCGUAGCUUCUGCCCUUGACAAAUCUGAGAAAGCUGUGAUGGUGCACCUGGAAUUAAGUACCUCUAUGAUGUUCCAGGCUUCCGAUGCCCCGUGUGCGAUGAUUCAACUUAGAAGCAUCGGCAAGGUGGAUCCUCAGCAUAACCCCACGACCGCGUCGGUGUUAACAGAAAUUGUCAGUGCAGAACUUGAUAUCCCAAAGGAGCGGAUUUUCAUGAAUUUUGACGACGUGUCCCGCUCGAAUUGUGCCAUGAAAGGCUUUCUUAUCUCAGAGCCAAAGUAA